AUGCCUCCAUUCGUCUUCGUAGCCUCGAAAACAGCCCUCAUCACCGGAGGCGCAUCAGGCAUCGGCCUCGCCGUCGCCAAGAAAUGUCUCGGCUACGGCAUGAAGGUCCUCAUCGUCGACAACAACGACGGUUUCUUGGCCUCGGCUCGACGUAGCCUGGAAGAAGGCAAGGUCUUGACUGCUCAAGCAGACGUCAGCAAUCUCGAGGACUGGGCUCGUCUCAAGAAACGCGUCGACGAUGAAUUUCAGGGCCGCAUCGACUUCCUCUUCCUCAACGCCGGGAUCCAGCCUUCUUCAGCGUGGGACGACCCCUCGAUCUUUCAAACCAUCUUCAACGUAAACCUCUUUGGCGUAAUCAACGGUAUCGCAACAUUCAAAUCCACCGUCUCAUCGUCGUCGUCGUCCUCCUCCUCCUCCACGGCCAUCGUAAUCACAGGCUCAAAACAAGGCAUCACAAAUCCACCGGGCAACCCAGCCUACAACGCCAGCAAAUCCGCCAGCAAAUCCGCCGUCAUCGCCGAACACCUCUCCUACGACCUCCGCGACUCCUCUCCCAGCACCAGCGUCUUUCUUCUCGUGCCGGGAUGGACGUUUACAAGUCUCGGACGCAGCAAAGAGGGACGCACGCGGGAAGAGAGACCUGCUGCCGCGUGGACUCCGGAGCAAGUCGCAGACUACUUGGAGGCCAAGAUGGCAAAAGACGAGUUCUACGUCAUCUGUCCCGAUAACGAGGUGACGGAGGAGAUGGACGCCAAGAGAAUGCUCUGGGCUGCGGAGGAUGUCGUUCAGCGGCGGCCGGCGCUGAGUCGGUGGAGGAAGGAGUACAAGGAGGAAUUCGAGGCGGGGGUGAGGUCUUGA
Colletotrichum acutatum is the source of this 858-nucleotide messenger RNA. RefSeq lists its product as uncharacterized. Gene Ontology annotation, cellular component: intracellular anatomical structure. Bases 1 to 858 code for a protein of 285 amino acids. The transcript is spliced from 2 exons. Gene Ontology annotation, molecular function: oxidoreductase activity, acting on NAD(P)H, oxygen as acceptor. NCBI's taxonomy places the organism in Eukaryota, Fungi, Ascomycota, Sordariomycetes, Glomerellales, Glomerellaceae. The record is from RefSeq and is a predicted model, not a curated record.